AGUGCCGUGCACUCUCCGACUUUCGUUUCCUCGCGUCUUCAUUGACAGAUGAUGUUCACGAGCACGAUCAGUCCGUCGCUGAAAAGCGGACUUCGGUUCCUCAAGGUCUGGCCGGACGUUCCGUAUGCCGCUGUUUUCCGACUAAUUUACAUGUUGUUCAUUCUGAUCGUUCAAUACUUUCAAUAUUUGUAUGUGUUCGCGCACUUCAAGCUAAGCGAACUGCAGAAUCUCGUGGACAGCUUGGCACCGACUUUAGACACCAGUUUGACGAUUAUGAAGCUGGUGAUGUUUUGGAAGAAUCAUCGCGUGGUUUCCGAUAUACUGACCUCAAUGGACACCGAUUGGCGCGAGUGUGUGAAGGUUGAUCAGCAUUUAGACACGAUGACGGAGAAAGCUAGCGUCUCGCAUUUUUGCUCGAACGCUUUGUUGAGUUUCAAUACGUUCGUCGCGGUGUUCUACUACGUGAGCGAUUAUACGUUCGCUGUCAUGCAUUUCGCAAAGGACGACAAUGACACAUCACGUCCGUUUCCCAUGAAGAUACUGUUUCCUUUUGAGGCUCAGCAAUCGCCCAUCUACGAGUUCCUAGUCGUCGUCUUGUUUCUGCACGCGAUGUUAAACGUGUACACGCUUACCAUUUUAAACGCGUUGAUCAUUACUCUGGUACUUCACGCAAGCGGACAAAUUGAUAUUAUAUGCCAAGAGUUCCAAACUACCUCUGAAAAAGUGUCCUAUCAUGAGAAGAUAGGAAUGCUUAUCGAGAAGCAUAAUCAAAUCAUCACAUUUUCCGAGAAUCUUGAUGAACUCUUUUCUUUUAUGGCUUUGAUGCAGAUUUUUUGGGAUACCUUAGUUAUCUGCUCUCUAGGACUCCUCCUUAUAAUGUCUGUUCAUAACGAAGUUAAUUUUGCCCUGGUGAGGACGAUAUUUGCUUAUGGCGCAAUAAUGAUGGAAAUUUUUAUCUUUUGUUUCGCCGGAGAAUAUCUUAGUCUUAAGAGUAGAUCACUCGUCGAUGCAGCGUACGACUCUUUAUGGUACAACAUGUCGUCUAGUCAGGGUAAAAAUAUAUUAUUCGUAAUUAUGAGAUCUCAGAAACAACUGACUAUCACGGCAGGAGGGAUCACAAAUUUAUCGUUAGAAACUUUCGCGAAUAUCAUGAAAGCUUCAGCGUCAUAUGUGUCUGUCUUGAAUGCGAUGUAUUGAUACCACUUAAAAACUACUGUAGUACAAUGACGUUAACACUAAAUGGCGUAAUUAGUGUGACAUGGAAGUUUAAAAACUGCUAUCAAUGAAAUUAACUGCAGAUUAAACCUUAAUAUCGAUUCAAUGUGCAGUCAGGGAUUUGUACAAGUUACAGAAUCUAUUCUUAUAUUUAAUACGAUACGUACCAUAAAUAUUAUUUUGAUGCUUUGUUAUUAUAUGUUGUUAUAUCGUAUAUUAAAAUAAUUUUACCUAUAGAAGAUAUUACGCAAUCCUGCAUCAUAUAUAUUUCCCGUUGAAUUGUCGCUGAAAAAUUUUAGUGGCUCCGCAAAGUCCACGUAACAUCUUUUCACAACCUGUGAUUGCAACUAAACUUCUACUUAUACAAGGUAUUUAAUAAGACACGCAAGACUACGUGUAUAGAUAGAUUAGGUCAAGUUGAACAAAAUAUCACAACCACGUAAAAUUUUGAGUUAUUAAUUAAAGAAGAUUGACAAAUGAUCACGGGCAAUACGACAAAUAAACUAUAAUAACGAUACCUGCAUUUGUAUGCUAGUAUUAAGUCAACCUGAACAAAAAGUCCUUUACCAUUUUGCAAAUGAUUGCGUAGAUGUUCAGUUAUUAAUUAAAGAAGAUUGAUGUACUAUUACACACAACUAUACUUCUUUAAUUUUCUUUAAUUUAAUUUAUAAUUAAACAUCUAUAUGAUUAUUUGCAAAACGUCAUCUACCGUAUGACGCGUGAUGAUUCACGAAUCUUCAAUCAAUAACUCAAAUUUAAGUUAAAAAUUUUUGUGGUUCUUUGAAAAAUAAUAAAGGAAUUUAUUUUUUUAUUGGAACUAAUCUUUCUACACAUAUGGUCUUGCGUGUUUUGCAUCAGAUACCUUGUAUAUACUUGGCUUAGAUUGUUUUUGCUUCUGAUAA
Molecule: messenger RNA, 2117 nt
Organism: Odontomachus brunneus
Lineage: Eukaryota; Metazoa; Arthropoda; Insecta; Hymenoptera; Formicidae
Product: odorant receptor 22c-like
Exons: 6
Coding region: 49-1197 (382 amino acids)
Biological process (GO): detection of chemical stimulus involved in sensory perception of smell; sensory perception of smell
Cellular component (GO): plasma membrane
Molecular function (GO): odorant binding; olfactory receptor activity
Source: RefSeq, a predicted model, not a curated record